AUGCAAUUUGUGAAUCCUGUCCACACCUUGAUCCACUUGUCCCCUAUGAAUAUAGAUAAUAAGCUACCGUUUCCAGAACGACUCCCAGAUGCAUCUUAUUCGAGCGAUACCGCCAUUAGAGUGCACAACCAGAAUACACACAAACGUCCGUUGACAACCACAACCUACCAACCCACGGGCCAAGAUAUCAUUUGUGGAAGAGGACGAGGCAGUUUUCUACAUGAAGGGAACAAAGUUUACCUUUCACUUCUCCGAAGAAAUGUUCAUGCUUAUUUGCACGCAAAAAAAAGAGUGGAAAAGAGCGUGAUCAUCAGCACUGUCGUCUCUUCGUUAAAGGAGCGCGGCUUUCGAUUUCUCAAACAAGAUGAUAGGAACCAGCGAUGGUAUGAGCUGUCGGAAUCAGACUGCUACGACCGAACCGCUCAUGCCAUUCGCGAUUUGAUUCGCAAGCAAAAAGGAAGAAACAAGAAACCACUUUCCAAGCAUGCUUCGUCAAGGUCUCCGUCUCCAUCCAACAGUGACAUCAGUGUGGACUCCCAUAAGACGGAUGGACCCAGCAAGCAGUCUACCAAUACUGAUACACCUAUUUCACUCACUUGCAUUAACGAGCAGUCGAAUUCAAAUCAGCUUUCAUCAUCUUCGCCAUCGAAUGUUGUAGGCGCCAUCGCCAACCUCCCUAACGAUGCUGAUUCUUUUGAUGAUAAAAUCACCGAGAUUCCAUCUGAAAUGAUGAGCCCAACUGAUAGUUUGAAGACUGCUGGUGGAUUUGAUGCUUUCUUUGAAUUGGAGCCUGAUGAUUUUGGACGAGUGCUCUCACAACUGGAAGCUGAAAAACAAGAGCGUCGAGCUUCGUGGGAAAGCAAAUAA
Cylindrotheca closterium is the source of this 867-nucleotide messenger RNA. Lineage: Eukaryota; Bacillariophyta; Bacillariophyceae; Bacillariales; Bacillariaceae. The record is from the annotation of a GenBank genome assembly.